UACUUACGCGUUCGUUAGGAACUUACGAGUAAAACUGAAAGUUAUGUCAGCUCUGAUCAAAGACUAAAAUGUUGCAUAAUUGCGAACCCCUGUCGUAGUAGUAGCAUGGAGUAAUAUCUGUUGGUUAAAAGAAAGCAGUGGCUCUAAAUGGAGAAGUUGUUAUCAAGAUCCUGUCUCUGCUGUCAGUCACUGAGGAGUUUCUCAAGACAGACUCAGUUAUUCCAAAAUGAAUUUCACACAUCAACAGUAUUGAGACAGAAGACUGGCACUGCUAAAGUCAGUGGAUGGAAGCGCAUAAGGAGCGGUCUGAAAUAUGGACUUGUUGCUGUAACAUUGUCUUCUGGUGUACUGUAUGCCAUAGCAGAAGAACCCCAAAAACGGAAAGUCAGAGUGCUUUUUGGUGGAAUAAAAAGAUUUUUUAGAUCUCUUUCAAUAGGAACAAUAAUUUCUUUGGAUUACAAGUACAACUUACGGGGAUUAAAAGAAGACUCAGAUGAAUAUAAUGAAGCUUUAGGUCCAUGUCAUAAAAGGGCAGCUGAACGUUUAUUGGCAGGUUGUUUAGCUAAUGGAGGGCUGUAUGUAAAGCUGGGACAAGGCCUUGUAUCAAUGAAUCACAUAUUGCCCAGGGAAUACUUAGAAACACUAGUAGUUCUUCAAGAUAAAGCUCUUCCCAAGAGAGCCCAUGAUAUAGAACAGCUCUUUACUGAGGAUUUUGGAAAAACACCUCAGGAAAUGUUCAAGAAUUUUGAGGAGGAGCCGAUAGCAGCAGCCAGUUUAGCUCAGGUCCAUAAAGCUGAAACUCAUGACGGACAGAAAGUGGCAGUCAAGGUGCAGUACAUAGACUUACAGGACAGGUUUGCCGGAGAUGUUCGGACAUGUGAGAUUAUACUGAAGUUAAUAGGAUGGAUGCAUCCAAAGUUUGCCUUCGCCUGGGCUUUACAGGAUCUAAAGGACACAUUAGAACAAGAAUUAGACUUUGUAAAUGAAGGAAAAAAUUCAGAGAGGUGUCAACAUGAUCUAAGACAUUUAAAGUAUGUUUAUGUACCAAAAGUUCACUGGGACAAAACUUCAACAAGAGUUCUAACUGCAGAGUUCAUAGAUGGACACAAGAUAAGUGAUAAAGAAGCCAUCAAGAAGAUGGGACUGUCAUUGUAUGAUGUUGACACAAAGUUAUGUAGAGCCUUUGCAGAUCAGAUAUUCCUGUCCGGAUUUGUCCAUGCAGAUCCCCAUCCAGGCAAUGUGUUUAUUAGGAAGGAUGCUAAAGGUAAAGCUCAGCUGGUGCUACUUGACCAUGGACUGUAUGACAAACUGUCACCGCAGGACAGACAAUCCAUGUGUAAUCUCUACAAGGCCAUUGUCCUCAACAAUGAAGACAACAUGCAGAAGUUCUCAAAGGCUCUGGGAGUUGAUGACUACCAGGUAUUCUGCCUUCUAACAAAGCAGGGCAGGGUUGUGUUUGAGAAGGCACCUCCACUAUUUCGACACAAAAUCCUGACAAAGAAGGAGUUUUAUGACCUACCUCCGGAGAUCAAGGCGGAGUGGCUGGAGGACUACCACGCCCUACACGACCGGAUACGUCUUGUAGUGAGACAAAUGCCCACUGGUCUUUUCUUUAUUUUUAGGAACAUGAACACCAUUAGAGCUAUAUGUCAGGAACAUGGACAUGUAGUGGACCGAUACGGGAUUAUGGCCAAAAGUGCAAUGAGAGGUGCCCGUAAGUUUGGAGUUCAGGAUAUAACAUGGUCUGGGAAGAUCAAGGCAUGGCUAGAGGUGCUACAUUAUGACUAUCGCAUCAGGGCUGAGAACUUUAAAAUUUGGCUGGGAAUUCUAUAUCUUCGUAUUCUGGUCUGGUUAGGAAGGGUGCCAUCCUUAGAAGAAAUUAGAGGAAUCAUAGAAAAAGAGCAGAAAAGAUUAAAUCCUGUAUGAGAAAAGUACAACUUAGGAACAACAGUAUAGAAUUGUUUGAAGAAUAUUUUAUUUUUUUGAAUUGUAUGCACAGUGGUUUAAAAAGCAAAUGUCUUUCGAUUGCCAUAGAAAUGUUAGACUCCCUCCAUAUUUUAUUUUUCUUGAAAAAAGACAACACAAGAUGAUAUUACAUAAAAUAUAUUUUACUUAGGAGCUCAUUGUUAUAUUUUAUUAUUUGAAAUAUUGUAGUAGAAGUAACAGUAGUCUUAUGAAAAUGUAAAAUAGAUUAUGAGUCAAUAUAAUAUAAAGCCAAUGUGUGUAUUCUGCAUCUGGCAUUAAUGUGUGUAUUCUGCAUCUGGCAUUGACAUAGAUUAUUUUAUAUAUCAGAAUCCCAGGGAAAGAAAAAAUCAUGUAAAGAUGCACAUGCACUUGUUAUAUUUAUACAAAAGUUUACUAGUUAUUUUAUAGAGCCAUGUAUUUAUACUUGAUUGUGCACUGCAGGCCGCCAGUGUGUACAUUUUAAUCUGUGAAUGUAAAUGGAACUUUUUGUUUUAAAAAAAAAAUAUAUGAGCAUUAAAUAUUCUAUGCAUCAA
Saccostrea cuccullata (small rock oyster) is the source of this 2498-nucleotide messenger RNA. RefSeq lists its product as uncharacterized. The record is from RefSeq and is a predicted model, not a curated record. Lineage: Eukaryota; Metazoa; Mollusca; Bivalvia; Ostreida; Ostreidae. The transcript has 13 exons. Bases 148 to 1926 code for a protein of 592 amino acids.